Messenger RNA from Geosmithia morbida, 213 nucleotides. RefSeq names its product ubiquitin related modifier 1. The record is from RefSeq and is a predicted model, not a curated record. NCBI's taxonomy places the organism in Eukaryota, Fungi, Ascomycota, Sordariomycetes, Hypocreales, Bionectriaceae. The transcript has 3 exons. The coding region runs from base 1 to 213 and encodes 70 amino acids.
AUGAUGGCGGCUGUCGAACUCACCGUCGGCUCCCACAAGGCAACGUUGGAUGGAGGUCUGGAGAUGCUCUUCUCCGAUCAACGCCGUCACGACCUCCACAUCCCCGCCAAGGACGGCAGCGGUAGCCCUACGACGGUCGGCUAUCUGAUCGACCAUCUUUGCGACCAUCAGUACUGUAGCAUGUCAUCACCGCCUUUAUGUAUGUGGAUGUGA